This is a messenger RNA of Ictalurus furcatus (blue catfish), 847 nucleotides long. Its product is annotated as leucine-rich repeat and transmembrane domain-containing protein 2. Gene Ontology annotation, molecular function: protein binding. The transcript has 2 exons. Gene Ontology annotation, cellular component: plasma membrane. Bases 11 to 409 code for a protein of 132 amino acids. NCBI's taxonomy places the organism in Eukaryota, Metazoa, Chordata, Actinopteri, Siluriformes, Ictaluridae. The record is from RefSeq and is a predicted model, not a curated record.
CAACCUGGAGAUGUUAGUGCUGGAUAAUAAUCUUCUUUCCACGUUACGUUCCUCCAUGUUGGAAGGACUGUCAAACCUGCAGGAGCUCUACGUGAGGAAAAACAGGAUCAACAGUCUGCCGGCCGAUGUUUUCCGCCAUACCCCUAAACUUACCCAGGUGGCCCUAAGCGGGAAUCAACUUCACACGAUUGAUGGGAAUAUGUUGGCCAGUAUUCAUGGACUGCAGCGUGUCUAUCUACACGACAACCCAUGGAAAUGUGACUGCAACAUCAACUCUCUGGUGCAAUACAUAGAUCAAACCCGGGCGAACCGUGGCUCUCUGGAGAAGCUGUGGUGUGUAAGCCCAGAGGAACACCAGGGCAAACCUAUGCACAAACUGAAAUCCGAGGGCCUUCUCUGUCAUGCCUAGUUAGUCUCAGUCUCAUCUGAAAUGUCAUUUACGACGGUAUGUAAUCGAAAGGUAAAACUUUACAUAACUGCAAGCACGAUGACUUUGACAAGACAGUGAUCGGGGAACUGUUGCAGAUAAUUGCUAUUAUUUCUUUCGCACACAAGUCUGUUAUUUUUAGACCACCUGGAGCUACAUAUUACUACAUCAUAUGCUCUCAUCUGGUAGCACAAAUGCUUUUUUUUCUUCUUUCAUACAUGCUUUUCUUCUUUUUCUGGUGAAGAAGUUAAUGUAUUGUAUUAUUUGUGCAUUUCUGAAAUCAAAUACCGUAAAGGAAUGAGACCUCAGGACUAACGGAUGAAAUGAUCUUAUUAUUUUCAAACAGUGGAAGUUCUAACGUUUUACUAAUUGGAUAACAGUUUGUAAAUCAUUAUAAUCCUGUUCAUUAAAAAUAUGUAU